Fusarium falciforme is the source of this 3813-nucleotide messenger RNA. RefSeq lists its product as hypothetical. The transcript is spliced from 4 exons. Gene Ontology annotation, molecular function: protein binding; catalytic activity. Bases 1 to 3813 code for a protein of 1270 amino acids. The record is from RefSeq and is a predicted model, not a curated record. NCBI's taxonomy places the organism in Eukaryota, Fungi, Ascomycota, Sordariomycetes, Hypocreales, Nectriaceae. Gene Ontology annotation, biological process: nucleoside metabolic process.
AUGUCUCCAACAGAGUUUGUUCAUGGCAACUAUACCGUGGGAUGGGUCUGCGCGCUUCCAAAGGAGCAGACCGCAGCCACGGCAAUGCUGGAUGCCGAACACCCUGGCUUGCCCAAGCCACUCACCAACAGCAACACGUAUACUCUGGGAAUAGUUGGGAACCAGAACGUAGUCAUCGCUUGCCUGCCAAAGGGAAAGUACGGCACCAGCUCAGCGGCGACAGUUGCGGCCAGAAUGCUCGACACAGUUCCCUCCAUCAAGCUCGGCCUCAUGAUUGGCAUUGGUGGUGGCAGCCCUCCAAAAGUUCGGCUAGGCUACGUCGUGGUUAGCACACCAACUGAUCAGUUUCCCGGAGUCGUGCAGUGGGAUUUCGGCAAGGCAGAGAAAGGCGGACACUUGAGGAGGAUCAUUACCCUCAACAACUCACCUGGCGCACUCCUGACGGCGCUAUACACCAAGUCUGAUUCACUCAAGGACCCUCUGCUCUCGUCAACAGGCAUCCAAGAUGAUCGUGUUGGAUUCUUGGCCUUGUUCUACAUGAUCUGUGUGGCGAUUUUGAGCAUUUUCAAGUUUUUCCUGGCAUGGCAUGUAUUUGCUCCUAGGAGCCCUGUGGCCGAGGACGGCGCAGUUGAUGGAGGAGGAGAGAACGUACCCAGAGACAUGCAAGCUCAUUACGGCCUGAUUGCUUCCGGAAAUCAGGUCGUCAAGGACGCUGUCUUCCGCGGCAAUAUUAACCGCCAGCUGGGCGGCAACGUGUUAUGUCUUGAGAUAGAGGCGGCAGGGCUAGCCAAUGACUUUCCGUGCCUCGUCAUCCGGGGUAUCUGUGACUACGCCGACUCUGGGAAGAGCGAGGAGUGGCAGGAACACGCAGCUGCCGUGGCUGCAGCGUUUGCUAGAGAGCUUCUGUCCGUGGUGCCAGCCCAGGAGGUCAACCAGAUAUGCAAUGCCAAAAGUAAGCUUCAACCUGCCCUUCCGCACAGUCCAAUCAAGGCCAGCACGCAGACGCUGUUCUGCCCAGGCAUCCCUGGCGCCGGCAAGACUAUUCUCACGUCAGUCGUCAUUGAUGAUCUUAGAAGUAGAUUUCAUAGGGACAGCAAUAUUGGAAUCGCCUACAUCUAUUGCAACCUUCGACAACCAGAUAAUCAGAGGAUUGAUAAGAUGCUGGCGAGUCUUUUGAAACAGUUGGCUGAACGAAAGCCCUCCCUCCCGGAGGUCGUCAAAGGUCUCUAUGACCGGCACAAACAUGAAAAGACACGACCGUUAGUCGAAGAAGUCUUGACGACUGUGCACUCUCUAGCGAAGAUGUAUCUUCGAGUCUACUUGAUCGUCGACGCGCUGGAUGAAUGUCAGGCCUCGGACGGCAGCAGGGCAGAACUCUUGAAAGCGUUGUUUGCGCUCCAGAAGAGCUGCGGUGCAAGCCUCUUCAUGACAUCGAGGAUCAUGCCCGCCAUCCAAGAGUACUUCACAGAAAGGUUCAUGGAGUUGGAGAUUCGCGCCUCUAAGGAGGAUGUGCACAGAUAUCUCGAGAUCCGCGUCGACUCUCUGCCCAAUGUGGUCCAAAGCAGCCCAGAGCUCCGCGAGGACAUCAAAACCGGAGUGGCUAGGGCGGUUAACGGGAUUCAAGAACUGAUCAAGUUCCUGAAGAGUAACGGGAAGUGCGCUGCGGCUGCCGAGACCCUGAUGGUCAUCACUGAGUCCUGGAGCUGCGCAUUUGCUCCAAAGAAAAUGACGGGUCUUCACCUGGCGGCUUACUUCGGAAUGACUGAAGCAAUCAACCUUCUCCUCAGACAUGUAGGGAACGUCGAGUUGAAAGACAGCCACGGCUGGACACCAUUAGCAUGGGCUGCAGUGAAGAGGCACGACGCGGUAGUCAAGCUGCUUCUCAAGACCGGUGUUGAUGCAGAGUCGAGGGAUACGAAUCAGAGAACCGCAUUGUCGCUAGCGGCGGAAAAGGGGCAUGAAGCUAUCGUCAGCCUCCUGCUUCCAAUCGAAGUGGUCGACGCCGAUUCGAGGGAUGGGUAUGGUAACACGCCACUAUUUUUUGCCGCUGAGAAGGGCCAUGAUCAUGUCUUCAAAGUGCUGCUCGCUACAGACAGGGUUGACAUACAUGCAACGAACCGCAUUCGCCAGACACCAGCAUGGGUAGGCGUGGAAAUGGGGCAUGCCGACGUUGUAAAGCAACUGCUCAGCAUGGGUAAAUUCGAUGGCAACACGAGGAACGAGUUAGGCGAGACGCCCCUGAUCUUGGCCGUUCGAAGAAAGCACGAAAACCUCGUUAAGCUGCUGUUGGCCACGGACGAGAUCCAAAUCGACAAGAGGGACCGAUUCGACAGGACGUCGUUGUCGUUUGCAGCCGAGGACGGGCUCGAAGCCAUAGCCAAGCUGCUGAUUGACAUCGGCAAAGCUUAUGUCAACCUGAAAGAUCGAAACAACCGGACGCCGCUGUUGUUUGCGGCUGAGAAUGGUCACGAGGGGGUGGUCAGGCUGUUACUAGGCCCAGGCCAGGCCUACGUUGACGCGAGGAACAAUACAGGCACAACUCCGUUUCUGCAUGUCAUGUACGAUGGCCACGAGGCAAUCACCAGGCUUCUUCUAGCCACAGGAAAGGCUGGCAUCGACAUUCCAGAUGGAUCCGACUUCACGCCGCUUCUGAUGGCCGCGUAUCAAGGGCACGAAUCCAUUGUCAGACUCUUGUUGGACACGGGGGAAGUUGACUUGGAUGCCAAUGACACCCACGGUAGAACGCCUUUACUAUGGGCUGCCAUGAAAUGGAACGAGCCCAUCGUCAGGUUGCUUCUCAAGCAUGGCGCUGAGAUCGACGUGAGAUCUAGGGGUGGCCAAACGCCAUUGUCGGUGACCAGCGCGAACGAGGCCCUCACCAAGAUACUGCUGGCUGCAGCCGCUACCAAGAGGGAUGAUCCUAGCCAGACCCCAGCCCCGUUACUUGCUCAGAGAGGGCACGAGGCGGUUGUUCAGUUGAUGCUUCCAAGCAACAUGUGUGUUGAAACGAGCGUUGACAGCAGCGACCCGUCGCCAUCAUGGGCCACCGAGUACAACGACAUGGUUAAGCUGCAACUUGCAAAGGCCAGGUUUGACAUUGUCGCGAAAGACCAGGAUGGCUCAACACUACUCCAUUAUGCCUCUUGGCACGGACACGAGGCUAUCGUUAAGUUGCUCCUUGCUACAGGAGCGGUCGACAUCAGCACGACGGAUAAUUCAAGCCGGACACCUCUAUCCUGUGCUGUCGAAGGCGGACAUGAGCCCGUUGUAAGGCUACUUGUCGCAAACGGCAAGGCCAACAACUUCACUGACUUCUCGCAGGAGACGUACGCUGCUCUUGUACAGAAUGAGUCGAUGAGCAACCUGAUUCUCACCUCAUUCGAGGCCAAUGUUGACGUAAAAGACAGCAGCAUGAAGCCAUUAUUGUGUGUUGCCGGGUACGAGGCCAUGUUUAGGCUGCUAAUGGCCACUGGCAACUUCGACAUCCAUUUGAGGAAUUCCGGCGUGACGUUGCUGUGGCUAGCUGCCAGAAGUGGCCACGAUUCCCUCCUCAAACUGCUGCUUGAUACGUGGAAGGCUGACAUCAAUUUGCGAUAUAGCGCCGGCCUCACGCUGCUAGCCAUAGCCACCAUGAAGGGGCAUGAGAAUAUCAUCAAAGUAUUGCUCAACACGGGAGAGGUCGACGUCAACUUAAGAGACAAUUCUGGGAAAACGCCUUUAUACUUGGCAGCUACACUUGGCCACCGGGAUAUUGUGGAUCUACUUUUAGCUACAGGACAAGCUGAUGUCAAUGUCACGAUUGAGGGUGGGUAG